Messenger RNA from Sorex fumeus (smoky shrew), 711 nucleotides. RefSeq names its product brain abundant membrane attached signal protein 1 (gene BASP1). Gene Ontology annotation, cellular component: nucleus; cytoplasm. Lineage: Eukaryota; Metazoa; Chordata; Mammalia; Eulipotyphla; Soricidae. The record is from RefSeq and is a predicted model, not a curated record. Gene Ontology annotation, biological process: negative regulation of DNA-templated transcription. Gene Ontology annotation, molecular function: transcription corepressor activity; transcription cis-regulatory region binding.
AUGGGCGGCAAGCUGAGCAAGAAGAAGAAGGGCUACAACGUGAACGAUGAGAAGGCCAAGGACAAGGACAAGAAGGCCGAGGGCGCCGGCGCCGAGGAGGAGGGGGCCACCCCCAAGGAGAACGCGGCGCCCCCCGCCGCCGACGUGAAGGAGGGCGCCAAGGAGGCGGCGGCGGGCCCCGAGCCCGCGGAGCCGGCCAAGGCGGAGGAGCCCGCGGCGGCCGCAGCAUCAGCAUCAGCAUCAGCCUCAGCAUCAGCAUCAGCAUCAGCAUCGGCAGCGGCGGCCGACAAGGGCCCCGCGCCCGCCGCGCCCAAGGGAGACGCGGCCGCGCCCAAGGCCGAGCCGGAGCCCGCGGAGCCGCAGGCCGAGCCCGCGCCCGAGGCUGCGGCGGCCGGAGCGGGGGCAGAGCCCGCCCCGGCCCAGCCCGACGAGCCGGGCCCCGGCGCCAAGACUGAGGCGCCCCCCGCGCCCACCGGCGCGCCCGAGACCCAAAGCAGCAGCAGCGGCGGCGACGCGGCCCCCGCCGCCUCGGACUCGAAAGCCGGCGGCGAGCCCGCGCCCGCCCCCAAGGAGCCCCCGUCGGAAGCCCCCAGCCCCACGCCCAAGGCCCAGGCCCCCGCAGACGCCCCGCAGACGCCCCCCGCCGACGAGCCCAAGGCCCCCGGGGGCCCCGCCGCCAGCUCCGAGCAGAGCGUGGCCGUCCAGGAGUAG